AUGGAAAAGAUACUUGCCAAAGCGAUCGGCAACUUGGUUUCCAAAUUACCUCUUGCGACUAUCGAAGAAAACACGAAAGCACCUUGGAGGCCAAGGCUAAGGAAGCAUCAAGCUCGCCGGCCAGACCUGAGUGUUACCAGUAUUUUAGGCGUCAAAUGGGCAACGAACCUGGCCUACGAUGAAGCCAAAUCUGCCAUGUAUAGCGACGAUCACCUUAUUAUUUGCAAGGAUCUGAUCAAGGUAGCCAGAUUUUGCAAGGACGCUCUCGACGACCAGUUGUUCGAAGGAAUUCUGGCGCAUUUAUACCAUGAUUCCUCUGGCAAUUAUCAAGUCCAAGACAGCAUCAACGACUUGCCGGGUUUGUUUUACAAGGUUCCUGAUAUUGCCAAAGUUUUGGACAUCUUUGAACGCGACUGUGUUCGUGCAGCACACCCAGAGACCAUCAAGCAUCGCUGUGCUCCGACCUUUCUAAUGGCAAAUAUGCAACAGCUCUUUUCCCAGUCCAAGAACCGCAAGAGAUAUCGUCAUAUAAAAUUUUACCACAAUUGA
Messenger RNA from Zychaea mexicana, 549 nucleotides. RefSeq lists its product as uncharacterized. NCBI's taxonomy places the organism in Eukaryota, Fungi, Mucoromycota, Mucoromycetes, Mucorales, Lichtheimiaceae. The coding region runs from base 1 to 549 and encodes 182 amino acids. The transcript has 3 exons. The record is from RefSeq and is a predicted model, not a curated record.